AUGGAGAAGGAAACACACAAUUCGCUCGCUCUCAACAUUCCUCCAGGAAAAUCCGGGUGCGAGAAGGAACAAACCCCCAUUAGAAAUACACUUCCUCCGACUGGUAGCACGAAUAAGCAUUUUGCGCCCCAAGCAACGGGAGAUGAACCACGGGAAGGGAUUGGGCAUUUUACGCCCCAAGCAAUGAGAGAUGAACCAUAUGUAGGGAUUGGAUCAAUAACCGAGACAUUGCUUCAGAGCCACUCUCGGUCCGAAUAUGACUCGGCAACCCAAAGUAAAUUUGAGGAUGAAAGAAAUAUUAUAGCCCUUCUUCAACCCUUUUCAUCGUUGAUAUUAGACGAAUUAUUGGAUUUCUACUUCAAUACUUAUUCUCCUCGGUUCAAGGAAAAUCCCGAGACAGCGCAACCGGGAAACGCUACAUCGAAUCCACAAGACCCCAUAGGUAGCCAAAAGGGAGAAGGGAGUUACAAGGGCUCUAAUAAUUCGAGCCAGCUUAAAGGGAAACGUUGUAAUGAUAAAAGACAAGAAGAUGGAGAUAAUCUUCCCCCCACCAAAAAGCAUCGUCCUAACCCUUCGAGCAAGAAAGGGGUAAAGCAGCACUUCCGCCGCGACCACGCGCCGUCACUGUACUGCCCUACGUGCUGGGAGACAUUCCGCAAACAGUGUAAUUUUGAGAGUCAUGUUCAAAAUCGGCAGUGCUCUUCGCGCCCCAAAAUGAAUAUCAUAGGGAUAUCCCCAGAAAGGCUAAAUCUGCUUCAACGUCGAUCCAAUAAGGACCUCUCAAAACAGAAGCAAUGGUAUGAAAUCUGGAAAACACUCUUCGACGACGAAACCCCCCCAGCUUCUCCAUAUCUGGACAGUGAUCUAUCUCGUGAACUCCUUUUAUUGGAAGAUUUCAUGAUGACGACAGGACUCGAUAUUGUAGAGCGGAAGGCGCGAGAACAUAUUUCGCCCGAAUUAGCGCUCCACGAUGAUGAGAUUAUAGCUUUCUCGCGACGUCUAUUCGAAGAUGCGUUACCGAGAAUUAUUAAUAAAUAUAACAAAAGCAACAACGAUGAGCCUUCCGAUGAAUUCGACUUACCUAAUCCAAGUAAUCGCGAGUUUGAUCUCGACUUUGACGGCGGUCUUUCGUCGCAAGUGAAUGCGGGUAUAAGCGUAUUACACGGGGGGGCAAGUGAGGGUAUCGCAAACCUGAGUAUUCCUCAUUCUUCGGGUGCUGGAUAUGUUGCUAUGGACAGCACCACAGGACUUGACUACGGGUUCAAUCCGCCUGACGAAAGCGCACUCCCCGCGAACCAGAAUAACCAGGCCUCUCCAUCACAGCAUUCAACCUCUGCGCUCCUAAACACGUUCCCGGAUCCGUCGUCCGAUGCUACCCAGAUGUGUUUGGAAGAACCCGCAGAGCUGGAAUUCAGCGAUGGAGAAAUUUUCGCAUUGGCAAACCACUCUGAAUUCUGA
Messenger RNA from Hypoxylon trugodes, 1458 nucleotides. RefSeq lists its product as uncharacterized. Lineage: Eukaryota; Fungi; Ascomycota; Sordariomycetes; Xylariales; Hypoxylaceae. The record is from RefSeq and is a predicted model, not a curated record. The transcript has 3 exons. The coding region runs from base 1 to 1458 and encodes 485 amino acids.